This is a messenger RNA of Eutrema salsugineum, 1037 nucleotides long. Its product is annotated as B-box zinc finger protein 19. The transcript is spliced from 7 exons. The record is from RefSeq and is a predicted model, not a curated record. Gene Ontology annotation, biological process: photomorphogenesis; regulation of DNA-templated transcription. Gene Ontology annotation, molecular function: zinc ion binding. Gene Ontology annotation, cellular component: nucleus. NCBI's taxonomy places the organism in Eukaryota, Viridiplantae, Streptophyta, Magnoliopsida, Brassicales, Brassicaceae. The coding region runs from base 429 to 881 and encodes 150 amino acids.
UUCCUUUUCCUACUUUCUUCUUCUUCUUCUUCAUCUUCUUCGUCCUUGAUUGAUACCAACGACUAAUCCUAACCCUUAAUCUACUUCGUCCUAAAUUAAUCAGGUUUCUACUAAUUCCACUUCAUCUCUUUCAAUCGCAAUCUGGGUUCUGUAUUGAAGGUGGGAUUCAUUGUUCCGAACAGAGUGAGAAAAAAAGAAUUUUAAGAUUGAAGAAGAAAGAUGCGAAUUUUGUGCGAUGCGUGCGAGAACGCAGCCGCUAUCGUCUUUUGCGCUGCCGAUGAAGCUGCCCUUUGCCGCUCCUGCGAUGAAAAAGGAAUGGUUUUGUCUCCAAUGUUUGCAUUUAGUAUAACUUGUGGAGAAGAAAAUAGUCACUUUUCCGCGCUUUACGAUUAAUCCGUACUACAGUUAGAUGACUCUUAAGGGUUCAUAUGUGCAAUAAGCUAGCGAGUCGGCAUGUACGUGUAGGUUUAGCCGAACCAAGCAAUGCUCCAUGCUGCGAUAUAUGCGAAAAUGCACCUGCCUUCUUUUACUGUGAGAUAGACGGGAGUUCGCUUUGUCUGCAAUGUGACAUGGUAGUACAUGUUGGUGGCAAGAGAACGCACGGGCGGUUUCUUUUGCUCAGACAGAGAAUCGAGUUUCCAGGCGAUAAGCCAAAACCAAACAAUACGAGAGACAAUUUGCAAAACCAAAGAGUCUCUGCAAAUGCAAACGGUGAAGCUAAUGGCAAGACUGAUGACGAAAUGAUUGAUCUAAACGCUAACCCACAGAGAAUACAUGAGCCAGCAUCAAAUAACCAAGAUAUCGAUGUAAAUAACGCGAGCAAUCACGAGCCUGCAGGAGUUGUGCCAGUUGGACCCUUUAAACGAGAGUCUGAGAAGUGAUAAGGGUUUGGUUUGGUGUAAGCGAAGGUUUCGUUGAAGAAGGAAGGCUUGUGUUGUUUGUGCAUUUAUCUUAGUUUGAAGGAAAGGGCUUCAUGAAUGUAUAAGCGCUAAUAUCUAAAAUUCUUCUGAAUAUUAAUUGAUUUCUUGGUUUCCCUU